This is a messenger RNA of Osmerus eperlanus (European smelt), 4229 nucleotides long. RefSeq names its product colony stimulating factor 1 receptor, a (gene csf1ra). Lineage: Eukaryota; Metazoa; Chordata; Actinopteri; Osmeriformes; Osmeridae. Gene Ontology annotation, cellular component: CSF1-CSF1R complex; plasma membrane; signaling receptor complex. The transcript has 22 exons. The coding region runs from base 157 to 3069 and encodes 970 amino acids. Gene Ontology annotation, molecular function: growth factor binding; cytokine binding; ATP binding. The record is from RefSeq and is a predicted model, not a curated record. Gene Ontology annotation, biological process: cell surface receptor protein tyrosine kinase signaling pathway; osteoclast differentiation; cytokine-mediated signaling pathway.
GUUCCCUACAGGCGGAGGGAAGAGCAGCUGGAGAGAGCAGGGUUGUGGGUUUGAGGGAAUCCUGACAUCCUUCUGGCCCGAGGGAGCAUAGACAUCAGGAAGGACACCAGACACACACCAGAGUUUAGCACAGAUCAGAGUUUCCACACUGAGGAUAUGUGCUUCAUCAUGCUGCUGUACCUAGCCAUGGUACUGAGCAUGCUCCGCUCAGCUGCUCCAGCAGAGUGGCCCCGCCCAGUGAUCAAGCAGAACUCGGUGGUCCUGGGCUCCCAACUGGUGAUCACACCUGGUACUCCGCUGGUUCUGAGAUGCGUCGGAAAUGGGCCGGUCACCUGGGUGACCCGGCUGCCCAAACACCGUCGCAACGUCAAGGGCAAUGGGACCUUGCAGACCUUGAGAGUGGACAGGCCCAUGGCGGAUCACACCGGAACGUAUAAGUGUAUGUACACUAGUGGAACGCCGAAGAGCCGCCAGCUGUUCUCUGCAGUUCACAUCUAUGUGAAAGACCCAUCCUCCCUGUUCACCCGACCCAACCAUCGCGUGGUGAGGAAGGAGGGGGAGGAUUACCUGGUGACGUGCCUGGUGACUAACCCCGAGGCCACGGACCUGACUCUACGUAUGGGCAACGGCACGGCGCUCCCCCCCGGGAUGAACGUCAGCGCGGACCCUCGCAGAGGCAUCUUCAUCCACAACCUCCAUCCCAGCUACAACGCAGACUACGUCUGUGUAGCCAAGGUCGACGGUCAGGAGAAGACAUCGUGGCCCGUCUCCAUCAACGUCAUCCAGAAGCUUCGCUUCCCCCCUUAUGUGUUCCUGGAGAAAGAUGAGUAUAUACGCAUAGUCGGGGAGACUCUAAAGAUCCGCUGCAAAACUCACAACCCCAAUUUCAACUUCAACGUCACCUGGAAUCUUUCCAACAAAAAGACAUGCAUUACAGAGGAGAAUGUCCACUCUAAUUACAACCGUCUGGACAUAGAAAGCAUCCUGACCAUCCCAGCUGUGGAGUUAUCAGACACAGGCAACAUCACCUGCACCGGCACCAACGAAGCAGGGGCCAACAGCUCAACCACAUACCUGCUGGUCAUAGACGACCCCUUCCUCCGUCUGACCCCCCAGCUGUCCCCUAAGCUGACGCACCACGGUCUGUCCAUCGAGGUGAACGAGGGGGAUGACGUGGUGUUGGGUGUGCUCGUGGAGGCCUACCCCCAGAUCCACACGCACGGCUGGAAGACCCCCAACCCCUCCCAAACGUCCUCUCAGGAAAGCAAGCUGAUCAGAAAUAACAACAGGUACUACGCCUCCUUGCAGCUGCGGCGUGUGAACUCCCAGGAGCAGGGUGCGUACACCUUCUACACCAUGAGCUCCAAGGCAAACGCCUCCAUCACCUUUCAUCUUCAGAUGUACCAGCGACCCGUUGCCGUGGUGAGAUGGGAGAACGUAACAACCCUCACAUGCACGUCGUUCGGCUACCCCGCCCCCAGGAUCCUCUGGUACCAGUGUUUCGGAAUCAGAUCCACGUGCAAUGAGAACGCCACCGGGAGCCAGAUGCCUGCCCCUCUCCUGGCUCCCACCAUCAAGGUCCAGAGGGAGGAGAGAGGGGCGGUCGAGGUUGAGAGCGUUCUGACCGUGGGGCCGUCCAACCGUAGGAUGACCGUGGAAUGUGUGGCUUUCAACCUGGUCGGAGUCGGCAGUGACACUUUCGCCAUGGAGGUUUCUGACAAGCUGUUCACCUCUACCCUGAUUGGUGCAGCCGGCGUGCUGACUGUCCUCCUCAUGUUGCUUGUCAUCCUGCUCUACAAGUACAAACAGAAACCAAGGUAUGAGAUUCGGUGGAAGAUCAUCGAGGCCACUGAUGGCAACAACUAUACUUUUAUUGACCCUACCCAGCUUCCGUACAAUGAGAAAUGGGAGUUUCCUAGAGACAAACUCAAACUUGGGAAGGUCCUGGGAGCGGGAGCCUUUGGGAAGGUGGUGGAGGCCACAGCGUACGGCAUGAGCCAGGAGGACAUUGUGAUGCGUGUAGCUGUCAAGAUGCUGAAAGGCAGUGCCCACUCUGAUGAGAGGGAGGCUCUGAUGUCAGAGCUGAAGAUCCUGAGUCAUCUUGGACAACACAAGAACAUUGUGAACCUGCUGGGGGCCUGCACCCUAGGAGGCCCUGUGUUGGUGAUAACGGAAUACUGUAGCCACGGCGACCUACUGAACUUCCUGCGGCAAAAGGCAGAGACCUUCCUCUCCAUCGUGAUGAACGUUCCAGGCAUUACCGAGGAGACCAUUGACUACAAGAACCUGUCUGUCCAAAGACAGUUCAUCAGGAGUGACAGUGGGAUCUCCAGUGUGUCAUCAGACAGUUACCAAGAGAUGAGGCCUGCUCUUCAGCCUGUCAUGUCCUCUCUGGAGUCUGUGUGUGAGGAGGGCAUGGCGGAGUGGCCUCUGGACAUGGACGACCUCCUGAGGUUCUCCCAACAGGUGGCCCAGGGCCUCGACUUCCUGGCCGCCAAGAACUGUAUCCAUAGAGACGUGGCGGCCAGGAAUGUCCUCCUGACGGAUCGACGUGUGGCCAAGAUCUGUGACUUCGGCCUGGCACGUGACAUCAUGAACGACUCCAACUACGUCGUCAAGGGGAACGCCCGUCUGCCAGUGAAGUGGAUGGCCCCUGAGAGCAUCUUCCACUGUGUAUACACAGUCCAGAGUGACGUCUGGUCCUACGGCAUCAUGCUCUGGGAGAUCUUCUCUCUUGGUAAGAGUCCAUACCCCAGCAUGUUGGUGGAUAACAGAUUCUACAAGAUGAUUAAGUGUGGCCACCAGAUGUCCCGGCCGGACUACGCCCCUCCAGAGAUGUAUGACAUCAUGAAGAUGUGCUGGAACCUGGAGCCCACUGAGAGGCCCACCUUCAGCAAGGUCGGCCAUAUGAUUGCAAGGCUGCUGGGGGACCAGGCAGAGCAGCAGACGUAUCAAAACCUCCAACAGCAGGAAGAGGAGGAGGAGGAGCGCGACCCAGCCUGCGACCAGGAGGAAGAGGAGGAAGCGGAGCAGCCGCUGAUGAAGAUCAACAACUACCAGAUCUGUUGAAAAGUCCAGUCUUUCACCUUCAGAAGCAUUUCUAGAAGCCUUAAAUUCUGGAAGCGAAAGGAUUCAAAGCUAUUUUUACCAGUGGUUAUGCUUCGCCUGGUCAGCAGGCAGACAGGCAGGAGUCAGAAGGAAGCAGAAGACCAGACAGUUUAAAUAACUUAGAGAUAAACAUCACGUUUCAUGAUUUACCCAAUAAUAUACAGUAGUUCCAUACACACUCUCCCUUUUCCUUGUAUGUUCCAUGCAAAGAUAAUUUUUAAAUGACCUAUUCAUUCUACUGUCCGUGUUCCCUUUUUACAUAACUUUGAAUUAUAGUGAUUUUUUCCGUUGAGGAUGCUUACAUGGGGUUUUCUUCACACUUGUCAGCAAGUUCACUUCCAAUUUCUUUUUUGUUGUUUUGAAUUUUGCGGUUUUUCAGAGGAACCAAACAGUACACAAACAGCAGCACUCAGAUUCGAACACCCUGUCCUAGCUCAUGGUCAUACCCUUCCUAGUUCCCUUGGCUUGAACCACACCACAACACAAACCAUGAAACCUGUAUUAUCCAUGCUUCUCAAGUCAGAUAUAACGUGCAUAUUGUUUGUCAACUUCACACAACAAUCAUAGUAGUUAUCAGAAGGCAGCAUGUGAGUGUGUUGUUGGGCCUGCUAGGUGUGAGCACCAGGUCAUGACGUCAGCUGAGGCGCAGCAGAACAGGGCUGUCUCAGGAUCAGACAAGCAGCAGGUGGAGCACCCUCCACCCUCCACCUCCACCCUCCACCUCCACCCUCCACCCUCCACCUCCACCCUCCACCUCCACCCUCCACCUCCACCCUCCACCCUCCACCUCCACCCUCCACCCUCCACCUCCACCUCCCCCCCCCCCAGGCUUGUGGUGCUGAGGCCGUAUGACUGCCAGGGGAAUCCAGGAUCCAGUAUGGACCAAAAGGAGACAAAGUUCUGAGAAACAGCUUAAUUUCUCUUCAUUGUCAAAUUCAAGGUAGCGUUAUUGAUGUUUUACUCAUGACUGAACAUGUAGCAUUCAGUUUAAACUGCCAAAGAGUAAUGUUUGUUUCAGAUCGAUGUUCAAGCUAGGUGAUGAAUAUCUGUGUUGAUUGAAGGUUAGUAUGAUCAUUAUGAAGUGAGAAACAUGAAUAAAUGAAACAUGGUAUAUACUGUAA